Molecule: messenger RNA, 4055 nt
Organism: Rhinolophus ferrumequinum (greater horseshoe bat)
Lineage: Eukaryota; Metazoa; Chordata; Mammalia; Chiroptera; Rhinolophidae
Gene: SEMA4B
Product: semaphorin 4B
Exons: 17
Biological process (GO): negative regulation of axon extension involved in axon guidance; positive regulation of cell migration; semaphorin-plexin signaling pathway
Molecular function (GO): chemorepellent activity; semaphorin receptor binding
Source: RefSeq, a predicted model, not a curated record
UCAGAUCCUCCGGUCCCCUCCACGGGUUGUGGAGACUGACUGGAAUUCCCCCUCUGCGUCUCAGGAGGUCAAGCUGCUAGUCGUUGAAGUCACAGCCAGAGUCCUCCCGUCCGAAGCGGGAAUUAGAACCGUGACAGGCCUGCCCGGAGACCUGGGCGACAUCCUGCCUGUGAAAGGCUCUGGGGGAACACACUGUUCUCAAGGUCAGCCACCAGUGCUUAUCGCCUUCCAGAUGGGUGCUCAGCGUGCAGCCGAGGCUGAAUAAACUCAGCGGCUACCCAGACUUGAAGCCAGAUUACUUGACCAGAAUAUUUUUUUGAUGAAAGGCGCUAUAAAGCUGGUUUUUACAUGGAAACAACUGCAAAUGUGGACAAAUCAUUUUCUCCAACUCAAUCCAGAUCAGUGGUUCAACUUUAACCCAAAUGAAAGUUUGAUCUCCUGAAAUAUGACACAAGUCAAUCAGAGAAAGACAAUGGCAGAGCUGGGACUUGAACCAUCUGCUCAGGUCCAGGGGCUGGUCCACCGCCGGCGAGUCCAGUUGAGCCACCUGAGCCGGAGCCCGGAGGACGCCGUCGCUGUCCGAGCCCCGCGCGCCGCGAUGGCCGGGAGGAACCGGCUGCUCCUGCUUCUGUUGCUGCUGCUGCCGCCGCCUGCGACCCGGGCGUUCGCCCCUCGGAUCAGCCUGCCGCUGGAUUCUGAAAAGCGGCCAUUCUUCAGAUUCCAAGCUGAAAAUGUGUUCAACUACACGGCCCUCCAGCUGAGCAGGGAUGGCAGGACCCUGUAUGUGGGUGCCCGAGAGGCUCUCUUCGCGCUCAACAGUAGCCUUAGCUUCCUGCCAGGAGGAGGGUACCAGGAGCUGCUGUGGAGCGCAGAUGCCGAGAGGAAACAGCAGUGCAGCUUCAAGGGCAAGGACCCACAGCGUGACUGUCAAAACUACAUAAAGAUCCUCCUGCCACUCAACAGCAGCCACCUGUUCACCUGCGGGACGGGGGCCUUCAGCCCCCUGUGCACCUACAUCAACGUGGAGAACUUCACGUUGGCACAGGACGAGGCGGGGAAUGUCCUUCUGGAAGAUGGCAAAGGCCGUUGUCCCUUUGACCCCAAUUUCAAGUCCACGGCUCUGGUAGUUGAUGGCGAGCUGUAUACUGGAACAGUCAGCAACUUCCUGGGGAAUGACCCGGCCAUCUCCCGGAGCCAAAGCCUCCGUCCCACCAAGACUGAGAGCUCCCUCAACUGGCUACAAGACCCCGCGUUUGUGGCCUCGGCCUACAUUCCCGAGAGCCUGGGCAGCUUAGAAGGGGACGACGACAAGAUCUACUUCUUCUUCAGCGAGACUGGCCAGGAGUUUGAGUUCUUUGAGAACACCAUCGUGUCCCGCAUUGCCCGCCGCAUUGCAAGGUGAGCCCAGAAGGGUGACAAGGGCGGCGAGCGGAUCCUGCAGCAGCGCUGGACGUCCUUCCUGAAAGCCCAGCUGUUGUGCUCACGGCCUGACGACGGCUUCCCAUUCAACGUGCUGCAGGACGUCUUCACGCUGAGCCCCAGCCCCCAGAACUGGCGUGACACCCUCUUCUAUGGGGUCUUCACAUCCCAGUGGCACGGGGGGACCACCGAGGGUUCUGCCAUCUGUGUCUUCACCAUGAACGAUGUGCAGAGGGCUUUCAACGGCCUCUACAAGGAGGUGAACCGGGAGACGCAGCAGUGGUACACCGUGACCUACCCGGUACCCCUGCCCCGGCCCGGCUCGUGCAUUACCAACAGUGCCCGGGAGAGGAAGAUCAGCUCAUCCCUGCAGCUCCCCGACCGUGUGCUGAACUUCCUCAAGGACCACUUCCUGAUGGACGGGCAGGUCCGAAGCCGCCUGCUGCUGUUACAGCCUCAGGCCCGCUACCAGCGGGUGACCGUGCACCACGUCUCUGGCCUGCACCGCACCUACGACGUCCUAUUCCUGGGCACUGGUGACGGCCGGCUGCACAAGGCGGUAGGCGUGGGCCCCAGGGUGCACAUCAUCGAGGAGCUGCAGAUCUUCUCCCCAGGACAGCCCGUGCAGAACCUGCUCCUGGACCCCGACAGGGGUCUGCUGUAUGCAGCCUCAUACUCGGGCGUAGUCCAGGUACCCGUGGCCAACUGCAGCCUGUACCGGAGCUGCGGGGACUGCCUCCUCGCCCGGGACCCCUACUGCGCUUGGAGCGGCUCCAGCUGCAGGCACAUCAGCCUGCACGACCCUGAGACAGCCUCCAGGUCAUGGAUCCAGGACAUCGAGGGGACUAAUGCCAAGGAACUCUGCAGCACUUUCUCGGCCAAGACCCGGGUUGCUGUACCAACAGGUGAGAAGCGGUGUGAGCAAGUCCAGUUCCAGCCCAACACGGUGAACACCUUGGCCUGCCCCCUUCUUUCCAACCUGGCGACGCGGCUCUGGCUGCACAACGGGGCGCCUGUCAAUGCCUCGGCCUCCUGCCGGGUGUUGCCCACGGGGGACCUACUGCUGGUGGGCAGCCAGCAGGAGUUGGGGGUGUUCCAGUGCUGGUCACUGGAGGAGGACUUCCGGCAGCUAGUGGCCAGCUACUGCCCAAAGGUGGAGGACACGGUGGCAGACCGGAGUGGCAAAGGCCCCGUGGUCAUCAACACGUCGCGGGUGAGUGCACCAGCCCAUGGCAAGGCCAGCUGGGGUGUGGACAAGUCCUACUGGACGGAGUUCCUGGUCAUGUGCAUGCUGUUCGUGUUCGCCAUGCUGCUCCUGAUUUUAUUCCUCCUCUACCGCCAUCGGGGUGGCAUGAAAGACUUCCUGAAGCAGGGGGAGUGUGCCAGCGUGCACCCCAAGACCCGCCCUGUGGCACUGCCACCGGAGACCCGGCCGCUCAAUGGCGUCGGCCCCCCUAGCACCCCACUCGAUCACCGAGGCUACCAGGCCCUGUCGGAUAGCCCUCCAGGUCCCCGAGUCUUCACUGAGUCAGAGAAGAGGCCACUCAGUAUCCAUGACAGCUUCGUGGAGGUGUCUCCCGUAUGCCCCCGGCCCCGGGUCCGCCUAGGCUCUGAGAUUCGGGACUCAGUCGUGUGACAACAGACUUCUAGAGGAAGUCACCCUGGCUUCAUGGGCCAUGAAUACUCAGAGGGUGUCAGCUGGACCUCUGCUCCUCGUGACACACAACUUGGUACCCAGCCCUUGGGAGUCAUGGAACCAGCUGGCCGGAUGCUCUUCAAACCAGGAAGCCAUGGCCCCGGAGGUCCCGGCUGAAGAUGGCGCCUGCCUCGGUGGGCAGAACAGUGCUUCUUACAUAAACUGAGCCUUUGUUUAGAAGACCAUUGAAAAUGUGAAAUGAGAGUGAGAAGUGAGACAACAGAAUGCUGCGUACACGGCAGUUCCAGUUCUAAACCCCCAGCCUCACGGGGGGCUUUGGGGAAACAGACAGCAGACUGGCCCGUGCCUGGAUUUACCUCGCCACAGGAAUUAAAAGCAUUGUCACCCCCAAAAAAACAAAAACAUUGGGACUCAUCCAAAGUGGUGGUUUGAGACAGAGUUGGGAAUCCCUCACCUGCUGGCCUCUUACAACCUCUGCCCCUUUCACUGUAGAGCCAGGGGCCAGCUCAGGCUCCGUGGGUCCUGCCUGGCCAGCUGGCCAAGAUGUUACGGCCAUCAUCCUGUCACCUCAGGGACCGGAGAGCUAUGCUGGCACUGCAGUCCACACAAGGCCCUGGGCUCGAGCCACCUCUGGACCUUCCAGCCUGUAUCAGGUUGUAACCACGUGAAACAGCAGGCAGCGCGAGCCCAGGAGAGUUUAUGACGAAGUACACCUUGGCCUUGCAAUUCCAGGAAGAGGCUGUUGCCUGCUGUCCGGUCUCCAGCCCGAGAACCACGUGUCCCUAUCUGCGGAUCACCCCUAGCCUUGUCUUCGAGCCCAGGCCCCUUCACCCCAACACUUUGCCUGCCUCCACUCUAAAGGGUGCUGACUCUGACCAGCACAAGGCCGUGAAUUUAUGUGGAUUUUAUAUUUUUUUAAAUGAGGUGCACUUUACAGUUUUUUUUGUAAUAAAAUCUCAAGAACUGAAAUUGAACCGUG